ACAUCGAAUUGUUAUUGGUAAUACUACCAAUAUCAAAUCGUAGGGGCAUAUUCGUCAUUCUAAUCAUAAGAAAUUACAAAGAAACGUAAACUCCACCUGUAAAAUCACAUCGAAUAAGUUAUUGGAAUACAACCAACAUGAAAUCGUAGGGACAUAUCCGUCAUUCUAAUCAAAUUAAAUUACAAUUUUAUAUACUACCACUAAUCUCAAAACUCCUUUAUAUUUAUCAUCACCAAAUAUUACCAUAUAUAUUUCGCGUUAUUCUCAAGCGCUCUCUCUCUCCUCUCUCUCACUAGAUCCCUCUUUCCCUAACCUUUUUCAGGGAUCAUUAAGAAGAAAGAGAAAUGGGGUUGACAUUCACAAAGCUUUUCAGCCGGCUAUUUGCCAAGAAGGAAAUGCGCAUCCUCAUGGUUGGACUAGAUGCAGCUGGUAAGACCACCAUAUUGUACAAGCUCAAGCUUGGAGAGAUCGUCACCACCAUUCCAACUAUUGGUUUCAAUGUGGAAACUGUUGAGUACAAGAACAUCAGCUUCACCGUUUGGGAUGUCGGGGGUCAGGACAAGAUCCGUCCAUUGUGGAGGCACUAUUUCCAGAACACUCAGGGUCUCAUUUUUGUGGUUGAUAGCAAUGACAGAGAUCGUGUUGUGGAGGCAAGAGAUGAAUUGCACAGGAUGUUGAAUGAGGAUGAGCUUCGCGAUGCUGUACUGCUUGUUUUUGCUAACAAACAAGAUCUUCCUAAUGCAAUGAAUGCUGCUGAAAUUACCGAUAAGCUUGGACUACACUCCCUCAGGCAGCGUCACUGGUACAUCCAGAGCACUUGUGCAACUUCUGGAGAGGGACUGUACGAGGGGCUUGAUUGGCUUUCCAACAACAUUGCCAAUAAGGCCUAAGCUGGAAUAGAGUUGCGGUUUGAUACUGGAUGCAGGGGAGUUUUUAUCUAGUUACUUUUUCGUUUAUUUCUCAUCUUAAAUCUGUGUGUUUAUGAAUUUGCUUCUUAGGACGACACUUUUGAAACGUUUUUGUAAAACAAUGGUUGGAUGUAUGUAAUCUGUUGUGUGAUGUAUGCACGACAUACAAGCAAUUACAUAAAAAGGACAUUUCAAUUGA
This is a messenger RNA of Capsicum annuum, 1107 nucleotides long. RefSeq names its product ADP-ribosylation factor 2. The transcript has 7 exons. NCBI's taxonomy places the organism in Eukaryota, Viridiplantae, Streptophyta, Magnoliopsida, Solanales, Solanaceae. Bases 345 to 890 code for a protein of 181 amino acids. Gene Ontology annotation, cellular component: cytoplasm. Gene Ontology annotation, biological process: vesicle-mediated transport; intracellular protein transport. Gene Ontology annotation, molecular function: GTP binding; GTPase activity. The record is from RefSeq and is a predicted model, not a curated record.